Periconia digitata is the source of this 865-nucleotide messenger RNA. Lineage: Eukaryota; Fungi; Ascomycota; Dothideomycetes; Pleosporales; Periconiaceae. The record is from the annotation of a GenBank genome assembly.
UGUAGAUGUUGUUACAUAUAAUUUCAUACACAUGUAUGCACGUAUGGGUGGGUGGUCGAUCCCAUCACGUGAUACUCUCAUGACGAGUUCAAUGUCGAUAUAUGAACAUUUGAACGCAUCAGCAUGCAAGGUCCCAUACUUGCUGUGAACCAUAAGCUGCUGUGGCGUUGGUGAGGAGUCGCUCGGGGCUUUACGUCGCGCUCUGCUGAGUGGUCUCGCGUGUCUCCACGGGUUCUGCUCGAUACGAGAGGGGUGGGGGUACUUGAACGGAGAUCUUCGGUAGGGCAUUUUGGUACCUUCGGUAGGGGAAUUUUGUCACGUCUUGGCGAUCUGAAGCCAUGUUUUGAACAAAAAUUGGCUGGCCUGCGUAACGACACUAUUGUGGAGCUGGCUGUUUUGCUCUAUUUUGGUGUGUAGGAUCAUGCUCCCUGCGCGUAAUGAAAUUAAGGGUGAGGGUCCCGGCGCUGGUAUACACAUGAACCACCACCUCGCUUUUCUCGUUUUCUCUCCGUCGAAAGAUUUGGCUAAGAGACUGACGGAUUUCUUCCUCCGAUUGUCUGCUGGAACACCCAAACCACGAUAUUAUGACUAUAUCUAAGCGCCUGAUAUCGACCAUCUCAGUCAUACACCCAGAAAGGACGUCGAUAGCUCUACACUCGUAACCACCGCCUUGCUCACAUCAACACUAAGGACCAGGGCAUGCGCGCAGGUGGAUGCCAUCAACAAUACUCGAGGGGGUAAAAUGGCGUCCGAUCCCAGUCGAAUCCCAGGCUGAGGUCCUGGCCCCCAAAUUAGUGUUGCAUGAUUUUCAUCACAGGUUACACAACGGCACCGAUCCGAACUCGAGCCUGUGGACCGACGCCAC